Molecule: messenger RNA, 1438 nt
Organism: Ctenocephalides felis (cat flea)
Lineage: Eukaryota; Metazoa; Arthropoda; Insecta; Siphonaptera; Pulicidae
Product: zinc finger protein 724-like
Exons: 1
Coding region: 87-1361 (424 amino acids)
Biological process (GO): regulation of transcription by RNA polymerase II
Molecular function (GO): DNA-binding transcription factor activity; RNA polymerase II cis-regulatory region sequence-specific DNA binding
Source: RefSeq, a predicted model, not a curated record
AAUUGAUUACAAUAGAUUAUUAAAUAGUACGCAACUAUUUAACUCGUUAAUAUUUUUUUUAUUUCAAGCAGUGACAUUAUCUAAAAAUGACAGAAGAGACAAAUGUGUCUAUGAAUGAUCAGACAAUUAAAAUUGAAUCACUAGAAUAUUCAGAAGACGUACAUGAUUAUUUUGAUGGUAUUGUUAAGACUGAAUCAUGUUCAGAAGAUGAUGAUACGUGUUUAGAAAGAUUCAUGGAUUCCGAUGUAACAAUUGAAGAAGUUAAACAGGAGAUAAUCGAGGACAACAGUUAUAAAUCUGACAUUUGUAGUAGAAUACCUAGUCAUAGUAAAGAAGGCUCCCAUACGUGUGGUGUAUGCCAUAAGACAUUUAAAAGUCCAUCAGCUUUGUCCAGACACAUGGUUAUACAUAGCGCAGAACGCCCUUUCAAAUGCGAAGUCUGUAAUAAGGCAUUUAAACGAUCAAUUGGUUUGAAAAUCCACACAAUUACACAUUCUGGUGAACUCCCUUUCAAGUGUGAAAAAUGUGAAAGGGCAUUCAACCAAAAAGGCAAUUUGGGGAAACACAUGCUCAUCCAUACAGAAGAGCGCCCCUUUACAUGUGAGAUAUGCAGUAAAAGUUUCAAACAAAUGGCUUCUUUGGAAAUCCACACGCGUAUUCACAGUGGAUUACGACCUUAUGCAUGUGAAAUAUGCAACAAGACAUUCAUACAAUCCCGCACACUGAAAAAACACUUGCGUCUUCACAACGGAGACCAACCUUAUGCAUGUGAAAUAUGCAGCAAAAAAUUCAUACAUUUUAGUGCUCUGAAAAUACACUUGAUUGUUCACAGUGAAGUGCGCCCCCAUGAAUGCAAACAAUGCAACAAGGCAUUCAAACGUGCAAGCAUUCUAAAAAAGCACAUGGCCAUUCACACUUCAGAGUAUCGUUUCAAAUGUGAAAUCUGCAAUCGGACGUUCAAUCAAAGAAGUUAUUUAGCAGCACACAUUCCAACUCAUACAGGAGAACGCCUUUUCGAAUGUAAUAUAUGCCAUGAAAGAUUAGCGCGACUUGAUACUUUGAACAAGCACAUGCUUAUUCACAGUGGAGUGCGCCCCCAUGAAUGCAAGACGUGUGGUAAGACAUUCAGACUGCUAGGUAGUCUGAAACAACACAUUCUUAUUCACAGUGGAGCACGCCCGCAUGAAUGCAAAACCUGUAGUAAGACAUUCAGACUGCCACGUUCUCUGAAAAGGCACAUGCUUGUUCAUUCUACAUAUCGUCGAUAUGACUGUGAAAUAUGUAACAAGGUAUUUAUUCAUCCGAACAGUUUCAAAAGACACAAGAAAACUCAUAGUAAGGAACGUGAUGAAAAACAAUGAAAUAUUAAUAAGCCGAAACUAAUAUAAGUGAAAUAUAAUCGUACUAGAAGUAACAUAUGUUUUGUUUGAAUUGUUAA